Molecule: messenger RNA, 490 nt
Organism: Capsella rubella
Lineage: Eukaryota; Viridiplantae; Streptophyta; Magnoliopsida; Brassicales; Brassicaceae
Product: auxin-responsive protein SAUR24
Exons: 1
Coding region: 78-350 (90 amino acids)
Biological process (GO): response to auxin
Source: RefSeq, a predicted model, not a curated record
CAUACAACUUGAAUUCAUCUCUUCAGAUUUAGCUUCAGAAAGAUUUCAAAUUUUCAUACAAAGAAUUAAUUUCAUAAAUGGCUUUUGUGAGAAGUCUAUUGGGAGCAAAGAAGAUUCUAGGCCGCUCCACCGCAGUAGCCUCGGCGGCACCAAAAGGAUUUCUUGCGGUGUACGUAGGAGAGAGUCAGAAGAAGAGAUAUUUGGUGCCAGUCUCAUACUUGAACCAGCCUGCUUUUCAAGCUCUCCUCAGCAAAUCCGAAGAAGAGUUUGGGUUCGAUCAUCCGAUGGGUGGCUUAACGAUCACUUGUCCUGAGGAUACCUUCAUUAAUGUGACAUCUCGGCUCCAAUGAUGAAUUGAUAAUGAUCCAACAUUUUGUUCUUCAGAGUUAGAAAAUAGACUUAUUCAUUGUAUAUAUUGAUUUUUUUUUUUACUCUUUCUUCUUGAAAGAGUUGUUUAUAAGAGUUCAGAGAUUGGAUUCCAAUUUUUAUG